AUGACUUCCAAUCGCCCCAUACCCAUCUCUGGGGCGUGGGAGAAUCCCGAUGCCUACAUUAAGGCCCUCCUACGCUUCUCUACUACGUCGGUGCUCUUCAUGAAUUUGUGUGGUGGCGUGCAUAUGGUCGACUUUCUGACACGGGAGCCUGACCUCUAUACACAAAUCCUUCCAAAUGAGUGGAUAUCGUUCUUUGAACAGCAUGAUGUCCAAGAUAUCAUCCGUCUGCUUCUCAGAGAGGACAUUGAGCACUUACGAGGCGCCGGCGAGCAUUCCGUAGACCAAAGCAGCCGUACUUGGAAUGGAGGAGCAUUCCCUCCCCAGAGCCUCUUGGACUACAUUUUUGACAUCCGUCAACUCACAAUCCAACGAGAAAUGCCUAUCUCAUCUUUAAAGAUGGUCGAAUUACCAAAGCAAGUUGCUAUGCAUAUGAACAAAAAAAAAGUACACGAGGUUCAAUGCUUUUCUCAACAUGUCGCAUCUCUGUCAGACACUGUCAGUAAGCGUCGCGGUGAGCAAGUCAGUCAUAUUGUGGAUUUUGGGUCCGGGCAGAACUAUCUUGGACGGACACUGGCCAGCUCGCCUUACUACAAGCAUAUCAUCGCAAUUGAGCGUAAGCACCAGUACAUUAGCGGUGCCAAGAGCAUGGACGUUCGAGCCAGAUUGGCAAAGAACCCGAACGCUCGAAAUUCUCAAAAGGACAAAAGUUCAUGCGAUAACUACCGCGGAACUCCGGAAGUGACUGUUCCUGCGACGACGGACAUCUCCCAACCAACGAUAGAGGGCUUGCACGUUGCAGAUGUUCCUGUUUUCAAGAUGCUGGGCGAUAUUAGCCUUCAAUCUGACGAGCUACUCGGAUCCCCCACUCAGAGCCCAUUACGAGAAAAGAUGUCCAAGCCGGAGAUCCAUACCCGCGGGACUCUCAGCUAUAUUGAGCAUGAAAUCCAAGAUGGCCACUUAGAGCCCGUAAUCGACCACAUCAUCCAUCCAUCCCCUGCUGGAGGUUCUGGUGGGAAGGAAAAAGAAGAGAGCGAUGCUAGACUGAUGGUCGUUUCCCUUCACUCUUGUGGAAAUCUUGUUCACCAUGGCCUGCGAUCUCUGAUACUAAAUCCUUCGGUUGUGGCUGUCGCUAUGAUCGGCUGUUGCUACAAUUUGUUGACUGAACGCCUUGGUCCAACCACACAUGACCUCCCUAUUCUUCAGUCUCUCCACCCUCGUCUUAAAGAGACUGGAGCGUCAUACGAUCCGCACGGGUUCCCUAUGUCUAAAUAUUACGAGAACUACCGAAGUCCCGGAGCAACGAGCGGCGUCAAGCUGAACAUCACAGCUCGUGCACUAGCCGUGCAAGCUCCAUACAAUUGGGGUGUCAAUGACAGUGAAGUUUCGUUUACCCGUCAUUUCUUCCGUGCUCUUCUCCAGCGUAUCCUCGUGGAUCGAAGUAUUCUUCCCAAGCCCUCUGUGCCGGAAGACGUUUUCUCUGACGGGACUCACCCAGAAGCUAGCACCAACUCUAUUAUCAUCGGAGCAUUGCCAAAAGCUGCCUUUAAGUCCUUUACUGCAUACGUUCGUGCUGCGACGAUCAAGAUGAGUCGAGACCCGAUAUAUGGUCUCCAGGUGCAGGAGCAUAUUGCUACCCUCACUGAUGAGGAAAUUCACUGCUACGAGACUCAUGCCCAGCUCAUCGAGGCUAUCAUUGUUGUUGAUCGGUGGCAAUUCCUCCGUGAACAGGACUCAGUCGAAGACUGCUGGAUUCAGCCAGUUUUUGACUACAGGGAGAGUCCGCGUAACUUGGCGGUCGUUGGACUAAAAAAGUGA
Penicillium soppii is the source of this 1815-nucleotide messenger RNA. RefSeq lists its product as uncharacterized. Lineage: Eukaryota; Fungi; Ascomycota; Eurotiomycetes; Eurotiales; Aspergillaceae. The transcript is spliced from 2 exons. The record is from RefSeq and is a predicted model, not a curated record. Bases 1 to 1815 code for a protein of 604 amino acids.